Molecule: messenger RNA, 522 nt
Organism: Entamoeba histolytica HM-1:IMSS
Lineage: Eukaryota; Evosea; Mastigamoebida; Endamoebidae
Exons: 2
Coding region: 1-522 (173 amino acids)
Source: RefSeq, a predicted model, not a curated record
AUGACUACUCUGUUUGAUUCUUCUUGUUUUAAACCAAAACUUAUACUUACAAAUAGGUCUGUUUUUACUCCAGUCAAAAAAGAUCUUUAUUGUAUUAUUUGGGAUACUACUGUCUCAAAUUCUUCUGACUCUGACGUUACAAAAGAAGUCCCAAGAUCUUCUCGUGAUUGGAGCGAUCUUGCAACUUUAUAUAUUAUGCUCAAAUAUAGAAAAUGGCAAUUAAAAGAUAGAAGAACACAACCAUUAAAACAAUUUCAUAUCCAAUGUUCUAAUGAUUUACUGAAUGAUUUAGGAAUUAAAAAAACAUCGACCCAAUUACGAGAUAAAAUUAAUAAUACAAGAUCAUCAUAUCAUGCAAUUUCUAAACAAAUUAAAGAAGGUGUUUUUGAUCCAAUUUCAACAUUUCUUAAUAAACGAGUAUUAAAAAUGAUGAAAUUUUUAUAUGACACUAAAUCUACAGUUACAGUUGAAAACAUUGAUGCUCAAAUUAAUACAAUAAUUAACCAAAAUUCAAAAUCCUAA